Messenger RNA from Phaeodactylum tricornutum CCAP 1055/1, 355 nucleotides. RefSeq lists its product with no specific name. Lineage: Eukaryota; Bacillariophyta; Bacillariophyceae; Surirellales; Neidiaceae. Gene Ontology annotation, biological process: translation. The record is from RefSeq and is a predicted model, not a curated record. Gene Ontology annotation, cellular component: cytosolic small ribosomal subunit; ribosome. Gene Ontology annotation, molecular function: mRNA binding; structural constituent of ribosome. The transcript has a single exon. The coding region runs from base 19 to 333 and encodes 104 amino acids.
AGAUUACAAUUUGCCAGAAUGACUGUCAAACGACGCAACCACGGAAGAAACAAGCACGGCCGAGGCCACGUCAAGCGCGUGCGGUGCGUGUCCACCGGCAAGGCCAUCCCGAAAGACAAGGCCAUCAAGCGCUUUAUUGUGCGCAAUAUUGUCGACGCGAGCUCACUUCGAGAUAUCAAAGAAGCCAGUGCGUACCAAGAAUACCAGCUGCCCAAGUUGUACCUGAAAAUGUACUACUGUGUGGAAGCAGCCGUCCAUCAGCGCAUUGUCCGUGGUCGCUCUCGUGAAAAUCGUCGCAUUCGAACCCCGCCGCCCCGUUUCCAGCGUAAAUAGGAACUAGAAACAUCCUUUUUCU